AUAAUAAGAACAACAAUGGCAGCGCUCAGAGAUGGAUUGUUUUUGGCAAAUUUACCCAGUGAAAAUUCGCUUUUGGGCGUUGAACAAAGCAAUACAGAAGACUGCGUUGUUGUAACAUGCAAAACUGGUUUCAUUAAAUCUUACAAGCUAAGCGAUCAGAAACUAUUACAGAGCUGGUCCAUCAGCCAUGGGUCUCGGAUCUCAAGUCCAGCUGUUUGGAAUGAACAGCGGCAACAGCUGUUUACUGUCGACAAUAAGCAGGUUAUUAAAAUUUGGACCAAUGAUCAGAAAAACUUUGAAAAAGCACAUAAGAAGCGAGUGAAAUCAGAAGUGUUUUGUGUGGUGUCUGAAGAAGGGUUUGAACCUGUAGUUGUGUGUGAAAAGGGGAAAGUGGAUUUCUUCAGCAAAAUUAAGGGAUCUUCAAGUGAAGAAAAGUUUGAAGAAGGGGAGAUAACUCACUGGUGUCGAAGUUUCAAAUGUAGAGGCAACCAGUGUCUUGUUCUGAUAUCUGAAACAAAAGACAAGUUGUGUAGAAUACAUUACUUUCAAUACCAGGCAGACGGUCAGCAGUGGAUGCACAAGGUGGCAGCACCUAGACAGCUGAAUGGGAUUUCAAGUGUCGCCAGCUGCUGUCUUUCCAAGAAGCAGGACCCAACACUGCUUUUACUAACACAGAAUGGUGACAUACUUGAGUGUGGCCUUGGCCUCUCGAAGAAUACAGAGGAUCUUGUUACCUUGGCAACAGUGAACAUACAGCAGGAUGCCAGUAUCGUAGCUGUCGGUUUAUCACAUGUGGCUAUUGCUGGCAUCAAGAAUGACCGCACCUAUGGCCUGGGUAUUUUUGAUAUCAAGUUUAGAACUCUUUUAGUGUGGAAACCAUUUCCAGAGCCAGUCAGUGCAAAACCCAAGCUUUUCUGCCAGCACAGUUGCCUGUUUUUGACAUGUUCGCGAAACCUGUACACAUUUCCUUAUGAGUGUGAACAGUCGACACUAAUAAAGUUUCUGGGUCAACAACAAAAAGUGGCUGACAUCACAGAGAAGGACACACUUGUCGGCAUGGUGAUGUGGAGUGCGAAAACAAAACUGAACAAGUCUUCACAAGCUCGAAGCAAUGAAAAUAUUGCUGCAUUGCUGUCUGACUUGGUGAAUCGGGAAAAGACGCAAACUCUGUCUGAUUUCAAAGUGCUGUUUGAUAGCUUAGUAAAAGAGCUUAGAAAGUCCAUAAACAAGAUCUGGGUGGCCAGUGCUCAGAUGUCCGAAUUGGUCAAGAGAUGUUUUCAAGAAACGAAGUUCUGGCCGCGGAAUCAGAUCAGUCAGCUGGUAGAAAACAGUCUCAUCUCUACACGGGAGAUUCCGGCACUGUUUGACGCCCUGAUUGCUCACAAGGAGGUGGCUCUCCUCCAUCUAUCGCUGAACAUCCUGCCAGACAUCCCCGAGUCGAGUCUCGUCAGCUGUCUACAGUGUUACUUAGGAUUUUCUGAUGAGGACAUUGGAGCUGUGAUUGAUGGUUCCGAGGAUAUUCCAUCAUUUCCAAAUACCUACGAUCAUGUGGCUUGCAAUAUCAGUGCACCAAAAGCACACUUUAUUAACAAAGUGCUUGAUAUGCCUUACAGUGAUGUUUUCCUGGUGGAAUAUCUGAGAAACCUCAAGUUUCAAAAUACCCUCGUAUUGUUGGAAUACCUUCUGUAUUUGUUGAAACUGCCGCGAGACAAGUGUGUUGGUGAAAUACAAAGCAUGCCUGCCUUCUUGAAAGUCAUAGACUGGAUUUCUUUACUCCUCGAUACAAACCUCUCGCAGAUGGUUGUCUCCCCUGAUGCCAAAGUGUUGCUCAUACACCUGGACAAGGCCGUCACAGAACAGGUUCAACUUUACGACCAGUUCGUGUCUCUGAGCGCCACUCUCUGUCACAUGCAUUCUUUAGCUACCGUGCCAACCAAUAAGAAAGUUGGACAUUACUGGAUAGAAGUACUACAUGUUUUGUGAUUGGACGACAAAAAAUAAAAUUCAUCUGGCUUUCAAAUAUUAAAAUGUCCGAUGUCCA
Molecule: messenger RNA, 2041 nt
Organism: Gigantopelta aegis
Lineage: Eukaryota; Metazoa; Mollusca; Gastropoda; Neomphalida; Peltospiridae
Product: nucleolar protein 11-like
Exons: 15
Coding region: 16-1983 (655 amino acids)
Biological process (GO): maturation of SSU-rRNA
Cellular component (GO): nucleolus; nucleus
Molecular function (GO): RNA binding; protein binding
Source: RefSeq, a predicted model, not a curated record